Messenger RNA from Phalacrocorax carbo (great cormorant), 10478 nucleotides. NCBI's taxonomy places the organism in Eukaryota, Metazoa, Chordata, Aves, Suliformes, Phalacrocoracidae. The record is from RefSeq and is a predicted model, not a curated record.
UCAGUGGAAGGCAGGUCUUUUGGCACAGCACUACCACGGUGCUGUGGGUUGUGAACCCAGCUCCUGGAAUGGGUUUGAACCUAACUUUUUCAUAAAAAGGAGGGCGAAUAUGCUAACAGCUGACAUAGGCAGAUAAAUCCCAUAAUAUUGUCAAACUCGACAGAGACUGUACAUUUUGUGCAAAAAUACUUAAGCCCCGACACUGUCAAAUGAAAGAGAGAAUUUUAUACUGUCUGUUCCCCACUGAUAUAUGUUUGGCUGUCAUCUUAUUUCGUAGUUCAGGCAAUUGAAACACUGUGUAAAUGCGUAUCAUAAACCUAUAGAUGAGAACAUUUCCCUACUGGAUUUAAACCAUUACCCCCAAAGGUGUUAAAGAAACCCUGCUGUGUGUCGCUUUUUAAGAUCAAGGGGCAUUUUUGAUGUUAAUGCCUAGAAAAGGCAGAUGAACGCUAACAGCUGCUUAUCCACAGGCUGGUGAAUUGAAUAGGGAAAUACUGUUCUGGAAGUCAGAUCUCCAGAGAAAAAUGAUAAAUUGUGAGCAUCUAUAAGUAAGAAUGAUAGUCUCUAGGGAUAGUUGAGCAAGGCUGAUAAUAUAAAAUAUGUAAAACGUGGAAAAUAUUUAAUACUUCUGUUUCUUUCACUUAAGAGUUAGUGGGGUUGUGUUAACAAUAUAUACGAUGCUACUGUGCUCAGGCAUGCAGGAGAAAUGCAAUGUAUUAAUUCUCAAAUCACUAGUUUGUGAAAUGCCUUUCUGGUAUCCAGGGAUUUUCAGGACUGUCACACUGAUAAGGAGUCAAGGGCGGUCUCCUCAUGGCCUGGGAUGGCUCUCUUGGGAGCAGAAGGGAUUAGAAGAAAAGGAACAGCAGAUUAAGAGCUGGAAAAACUGGACAGUUUAGUGUUUCUCUGCUUCCAAAUGAUGAUGUUUUUUCCAGCUUUUCAGUCUGCAACUAUUUAAAGCUAUCCAGCAGCUUCAUUUCUGAGUUAUGGCCUGCCCUCCCGAGUGGUAAUGAAUCAACUCUGUAAAAAGGCAUUCUACAGGAAGUCAUGGUGUACAAGGAGAACCUUCCAAUGGAUAAACAAAUUUUACAUAAUUCCUGUGGAACAGGCAGAAAGAGAAGCUUUCCCUAUAGACCCCAAUGACAAAGUUAUGGUGUGAAAGUCACCAUGAAUGCUUAGGAGGCCUGCAAUGAUGUGGAGGAAUCUCUAAGUGUCAUAGUGUAACCCCAGCCCACCACUAAGCCCCACCCAGCUGCUUGCUCACUCCCCCCUGGUGGGAUGGGGGAGAGAAUCAGAAGAGUAAAAGUGAGAAAACUCAUGGGUUGAGAUAAAAGCAGUUUAAUAGGUAAAGCAAAAGCCGCGCACACAAGCAAAGCAAACCAAGGAAUCCAUUCACUCCUCCCCAAGGGCAAGCAGGUGCUCAGCCAUCUCCAGGAAAUCAGGGCUCCAUCAUGCGUAACGGUGACAUGAGAAGGCAAACGCCAUCGCUCCCAACGUCCCCCCUUCCUUCUUCUUCCCCCAGCUCUAUACGCUGAGCAUGACGCCGUAUGGUGUGGGACAUCCCUGGGGUCAGCUGGGGUCAGCUGCCCCGGCCGUGUCCCCUCCCAGCUCCUUGUGCACCCCCAGCCCACUCGCUGGCGGGGAGGGGUGAGGGGCAGCAAAGGCCUUGGCUCUGUGUAAGCCCCGCUCAGCGGGAAGGAAAGCGUCCCUGGGUUAUCAGCACUGUUUUCAGCACAAAUCCAAAACACGGCCCCAUGCUAGCCGCUGUGAAGAAAAUUAACUCUGUCCCAGUCAAAGCCAGCUCAGUAAGAUGCCAAGUCUUCUCUACUGUUUGAUCACCCUAAUAGAAUAAUACAAUAACCUUGAAAUUUUGCUGGCUUUUUAGGCAGGCGUCCCAAAGUAAAAUCCUGGAGUAAGGGAAGGUGCAGCACCAUCAAAGGGCUUAAGAGGCACCUGCCAUUCAGAUUUUAUCAUAAGGGCUCCAAUCAUGCAGAAUUAGAGCAAUUGGAAGGAACUGAAUAUGCUCUCCUUUUCUGAAGUCUUCUUGAAAGACAGAGACAGCAAACAUACUAGGUGAGUCCUGCCUGGUAAUUUUCAUGUGAGGCCAGUUUCUUCGCAGGCAGAAGUGCAAUUUAUUGUUUCCUGUAUCAGGUUUAGUGAAAGAAGACUGAGAAGCCAUAAUAAAUAAACUAUAGUUAAAAAAAUAUAUUGUUACCCCUUAACUGGGCAGCUAGCUAAGCUAAAAGUUCCAGUGGAUUUUCUUGUUUACAAAAAGAGAAAUAGAUGACAGAGUGGAAUGGGUCAAAAGUAACAAAAGACAGUUUAAUCAAACUUCCAAGUGUUCUUUUUUUUAGACAGACUGCUUAGGAAAGCUCUUUUUGGACUUUUUCUCAAUACUGUGUUUCCAGGGCUUAUUUUAGAUGUCUUUCAAGUUUUCAACUUUGUAUAUAUGCCUUCAUUGCUGCAUCUCUCUAAUAGGUUCAAAUUCUGCAGCUUUUUGCCAUGUACCUGUAUUUUAGGUGGGAAAUCUGGGUUUUCUUGAGUUUUCUAGUUGCCUAACAGAACAUAAUUAUUUUCUACACUUACAUUGUGUAAAACAUGUCACUUCAGACUACCAGCCUCAAGGAACCGUAACCUCAACCAUAACAUUUUUAUAUCUUGAGAGAAUUUUUUAAAACUGAAAGCUGGGAUUAAGAUUGUAAAUUCUUAUAAAAGAAAGUUAAUACUCAGUAACAUGUAGCUUUGUGAUUGAUGACUGGGUCCCAGUAAAGUCUUUAUGAUUAGGAGAAUUUUAAGUCCUUUUUGUUUCAGUGAUAGAUUCCUUAAAGCUGCUCAGGCUCCACUGGAUAAUUGCUCAUCUCUAGGUCACCACUAUAGGCCCGUGGAAAUGCGGGAUCUUCUUUAAAACAGUUCUUGUACUUUUUGAAAGCUGUUUGUUAUCUACAACAUCGAGCAAAACAAAAUCAGAAACAGGAACAAAUGGUAUCUAAUGCCUUGCUUGACUCCGGAGGGCAGUUUUGUAGUCUACUGUCUGAUACCCUAUUUGCAGAAGAAAUCAAGGACAGGAGGAGAAAUCUAUAACGAGACUGGUGAGUUUUGACUUGAAUUUCUAGCAGGUUUUUCUUUCAGGUUAGGAACCAUGUCUGGAAGAUCUGUGGUUUUUAAAUCGAAGUGAAGCCACAAAGCCUCCUGCCAGCAGAAUUAUUUCUCUGCUUGUGCUUAAAAUGGUUCCUCUGUUGCAUGUACAAAUCAGCUUCCUCUGUGAAAGCAGUAGAAAGCUUGGCUCAGAAAUAACAUAUAUCAGUUUUGAUUGAAUAAUUGUAGGCUAUGAUUCUUAUAGCUAUACUUCACAGUUUUUUUCCAAAGUAUCCAAGUAUCCCUGACUUUCCCCCAGGCAGAAGGUGCAGAACCUAUCUAUCCCAUGGAUAGAUUUUUGGCUGCUCAGAGCAGGAAGCUUUCCUGCACCUUGUCGCAUGCAGCUUGAAAGUUUGUUCAAAGGCUUAUUUUGAUAAAGUUGCACAAGAAUAUAAGUAGCACAUAAUAGUAUAGUCCAGAACAUGUUCUGCUGUUGCUGAAUGGGAGAGAGAAAUUCCUGUCUUCCUUAGUGUUUGAGCUCUUGAUUUAGAGAACUGGAAUCCCUUCCAAUAUCAUCCUUAUGGCUCAACUUGGGCCCUCAGCAGUCCAGGUACAGGUGCAAAUAUGUAAAAUUACAGGAAUGAUGAGGGAGAAUUAGAGCAGAGCUGCCCCACACAUUUUGCUGCCUGGAAUAUAUUCUGCCCCCUCAUGACUUUCAUGGGGUUCAGGUUAGAACACUUUUGAGUGUUACUACUUGUAAUGACACCUUAAGCCAUAGAUUUUCUCCCUUACAUGUCUUCUUUUCACUUUAUCAUCUCACUUCCUCCGUUCUGUUGCCUUUGACGCUGCUGUAUCCUUUGAUAGUUUUUCCACUGUACUUUUAUACUUACUUUCCAUUCGUUGUGUUUUCCUUUAUUCUCUAACAAUUUUUUUCCUGUCUCGUUCUCUCACUCCAUUACUAUCAUCAUGCUUUUUCCCUUCCCACAUUCCUAAAUAAUCUGUCAUUGCUUACUUAUGCUUAUUAUUGCUAGUGUUUUUGCUUUUCUUUAUGUUAGUUUCUCUCAUGAGAUAAAAACAUACCCAUGCACAUAUAUACAUAGUCGCUUUCUUCUAGCCACAGUCACCCUCGCAUCCACGCAUCCUUAUUACCCGUGUGCGAUUCUUCCUUUAGGGGGGAUUUCUUCAGAUUCUCACAUAUUCAGGACCCAUUGCUGUCUCCGGUGAGGCUUCAUUGGUGCGCAUCUACCCAGUGCAAAGGGUAACGCCUAGGGAGGGACGGGGAGCAGAGCAAUGCCUGUGCCUUGUUUUCCCCCUGGAGGUCGAAUAGGCAAUAGCAGAACGAGAACCAGCACAUCAUGCAAGUGAUUCGGGCUAAGGAUCCCUGAGCAAGGCGGCAGCAGCACUAAAGAACGUUUCUAGCAGCGGUGGUGACUCCUGGUCCUGCAGGACUGGGAGAACACUAAGGGAAAGGGCUGCCCGACAUUGUUCUUCUUGGCUUGCCCGUGGAGGGAGUUGCAGCCUGGCAGGUAAAUGUCCUCAGUGAGACCCACCAAUGGUUGGAUUCGCAUGUGUGGCCUUAAGCCUGGAGUCCAGCAUUAAAGCAAUACAAGGUACUGCAGCUUCUUUAUGUCAUCAGAGACUGCCUUUGGAAAAGAUAUUGUUUAAAUUAUCAUUGAACUGUAAAAUAAUCUAAUACUUGCAUGAAAUAAACCUUGUUGACUACUUUUUUUGGCAAAAGCAGCUAUUAAUAAAGUAGAUACUUUCUUGAAAAGCUUUUGAAACCUUGGAAAAACCCAGAACUCCUCCUGCCUGGAACUGUUGUUCUUGAAACUGUUUUGUUCAGUCCUUUCUUUCUUUUUUCUUUCCUGCUUGCUUUCUAGCCAGCAUGUGCACUGAGAAGCAAGGGCUGCUGCUUUGGGGUCAGAGGGGCACAGGGCCAGUAAGGCUGGCAUUCAGCCUGUCCCCUUUUGCCUGAGGGAAACAUGCACUAGAAGUCUGGAGAACUAGUAGCGAGGCAGUGGAGACAGCCUGCGUUUUUGGUCUGAGCCAGUCGUUCGUGCUGCUGCGGACUCUGCCCACUGUUCUUCCUGGGGAAGGGGCAGAAGUGCCUCUUUAUUUGCUUACAGUGGUACUUCAGGGCUCUGCUGUCACCUGCAUGCAGAGUCAUUUGCAAACAGGCUGUAUCGCUGGGGAGCAGAAAUGUGUUUUUUUAAAACCCUAAGCAGAUUUAUAGUCUGGUUUCCUGUCAGAUCUUUGCAUUUUCCUUCUCCGCCCCUCCCAGCCUCUGACACACUUUUUCUUACUUUCUGUGUCACUCUUUGCUCAUUCUGACACCAGUGCACUUGCUUCCUUCGUUCCUGAUUCUCCCUAAACUUUUGGCACUUUAGGGGCCAGGGGGUGUUUUGUUCCUUGUGUUUCCUUUACUUUUCAACAGCUGCAGAGCACAAAUAACCUCUCCAAGACUCCUGGAGAGACACUGACAAUUGCAUGGAGGCAACGUAGAGAGUUUCAGCCUGCAGCGUCUGCAGCAAGACAGCCUGGUCACUCAUGAGCACCCAAGGUUCUUAACUAGCUCAGUCUGUGCAAAUCCCUUACGAAGACUGGCUCGCUGUUCCAAAGGUUGUGCUGGUUUUUGUAAGGAGGAGAGCCAGAGAUGGAUGACUGCCUGGAGACACUGAAAGAUGAGGAGGAAGCUUUGUGGGAGAAUGUAGAAAGCAACCGGCACAUGCUGAGCCGGUACAUCAAUCCAGCCAAACUGACCCCAUACCUACGGCAGUGCAAAGUAAUCGAUGAGCAAGAUGAGGAUGAGGUGCUUAACUCACUCAUGCUGCCCUCCAAAAUUAACCGAGCAGGCCGACUGCUGGACAUUCUCCACACCAAGGGCCAAAGGGGCUAUGUAGUUUUCUUAGAGAGCCUAGAGUUUUACUACCCUGAACUCUACAAACUGGUGACAGGGAAAGAACCUACACGGAGAUUUUCCACUAUUGUUGUGGAGGAGGGACAUGAAGGCCUUACCCAUUUCCUAAUGAAUGAGAUCAUUAAGCUUCAGCAGCAAGUAAAGACAAAAGAUGUGCAGCGCUGUGAACUCUUGGCUAAGUCUCGCCAGUUGGAGGAUGAGCGAAAACAGCUAAAACUGAACAAGAUAGAGCUGCUGACCUUCCAGGAGAGAUACAACAAGAUGAAGGAGGAGAGGAACAACUACAAUGAUGAGCUGGUCAAGGUGAAAGAUGAAAACUACAAUCUGGCCAUGAGAUAUGCCCAGCUGAGUGACGAGAAGAGCAUGGCUGUGAUAAGGAGCCGAGACCUCCAGUUAGAGAUUGACCAGCUGAAGCAUCGCUUGAACAAGGUGGAAGAGGAGUGCAAGCUGGAGAGGAAUCAGUCUUUGAAGCUGAAAAAUGAUAUUGAAAACCGACCCAAAAAGGAGCAGGUUCUGGAGCUAGAGCGGGAAAAUGAGAUGAUGAAGACUAAAAUCCAGGAGUUACAGUCCAUCAUUCAGGCUGACAAGCGGAGUUUGCCAGAUUCAGACAAAGCCAUUUUGGAUAUUCUGGAGCAUGACCGUAAAGAGGCACUAGAAGAUCGUCAUGAAUUAGUUAACAAGAUCUUUAAUCUCCAAGAGGAGAUUCGUCAUGUUGAGGACUUGAGAGAUAAGUAUCUUGAAGAGAAAGAAGAUUUGGAGUUAAAGUGUUCAACACUAGGAAAAGACUGUGAGAUGUACAAGCACCGUAUGAACACUGUGAUGAUACAGCUAGAAGAGGUGGAAAAGGAGCGAGACCAGGCAUUCCGCUCACGUGAUGAGGCUCAGACACAGUAUUCACAUUGUCUGAUUGAAAAAGAUAAAUACAGGAAGCAGAUUCGAGAGCUGGAGGAGAGAAAUGAUGAACUCCGAAUUGAGGUGGUUCGGAAAGAAGCUUGCAUUGUUAACCUGGAGUGCAAACUCCGACGGCUGUCUAAGGACAAUAACUUUCACGACCAGAGUCUGCCACGGAAUCUACCCAUUACCAUUAUCUCCCAGACAUUUGGAACUCCUAGCCCAAAAGCCAAUGGUCAGGAGGCAGAUGACUCCUCCACUUCUGAAGAGUCUCCAGAAGACAACAAAUUCUUCUUGCCUGAUCAAGCGCGACUCAAGAGGAGAGUGAAUCUAAAGGGAAUCCAGAUAAAUCCAAGAGCUAAAUCCCCUGUCAGCAUGAACAAAACAUCAGAGUUUCAAGCAGUCAGGACACAGGAUGAAGAUGGGGCUGAUGCCAGCAAUGGCCGCACAGACACGAGUUCCUCUAAUUCUGUUUCUAUCAGUAACUCCAUCAGCAGCUGUGAAGUCAGCAAAAUUCAAACCCUGAGAAAUCGCAAUGACAGUAUCAUGUCUACCACUCCUGAGCCUCCAGGAAAUGAUUCAAUAGUCCGACGUUGCAAAGAGGAUGCCCCUCAUUGCAGCCUGGUUGAAGAGGACAAUGACAGCUUUGGAUACGAUGCUUUGGAGCUAGAUGAUGACAGUCAUGACAGGCAGUCACACGGAGCUCCUUCGGUGCACUCUUCCUCUUCUUCUCAUCAGUCGGAAGGCGUGGAUGCCUAUGAACUUGAGCAUGUCAACUCCAUAUUUAGAAAGUUCUCUCUGGAAAGGCCUUUUCGUCCCUCUGUCACAUCUGUUGGUCGCAUUAGAAACUCCUGCCAUACUAUCCAGCGCGUAACACUGAAUGGAGACAGUCUCAAUUCAGAAAUCACUCUGAUUGGGGGUAAUGAUAAAGGGAGCUUUAUUAGCUCUGUCAAGACGGGAUCACUUGCAGAGAAAGCAGGCCUUCGGGAGGGACACCAAAUCCUACUGUUGGAGGGCUGCAUCAAAGGGGAAAAUAAGAGUGUUCCCUUGGAUACUUGCACAAAAGAAGAAGUUCACUGGACCAUUCAGAGGUGCAGUGGUCCAGUAACACUCCAGUAUAAAUCAAAUCAUGAAGGUUAUCGGAAACUAGUGUCAGAACUGGAUGAAGGGUUUAUCACAUCAGGGGACUCGUUUCAUAUCCGCUUGAAUCUGAACAUCUCCAGCCAGCUGGACUGCUGUUCCCUGUCAGUGAAAUGUGAUGAGAUUGUUCAUAUUCUGGACACCAUGUACCAGGGGAGGUGUGAGUGGCUGUGUGCCAGAGUCGAUCCUUUCACGGACAAGGAUCUGGAAACAGGGACCAUUCCCAGCUACAGCAGAGCCCAGCAACUUCUUUUGGUGAAGCUGCAGCGGCUGAUGCACAGAGGAAGCAGAGAUGAGACGGAAAGCUCAUAUAAUACCCUUCGGGCACUCCGGAAUACACUGCAGCCAGAGGAGCCUGCCCCACAGAAUGACCCAAAAGCCAGCCCUCGCCUAUCCAGAGCAAGCUUUCUUUUGGGCCAAAUAUUACAGUUUGUCAGUAGGUCUGAAAACAAAUAUAAGCGUAUGAAUAGCAAUGAGCGAGUCCGUAUUGUCACUGGCUGGCCCUCUGAUCUGGCACGGACCUCAUCGGAAGCAAAGAAGCCACUGCCUGAUAAACUGGAAGAUUUGGAUUCCGAAAGUGAAAUCAAUAAGAGGCUGAGUCUGAUCCCUUAUAGCUUGGUGAGACCUAUCCACUGUGAGCGCAGGCGCCCUGUACUUUUCACCCCUACCAUGCUUGCCAAGGCCUUGGUACAGAAGCUUCUCAACUCUGGAGGUGCCCUGGAAUUCAACAUAUGCAAGCCAGAUAUUGUAACAAAGGAAGAGUUCUUAAGGAAGCAGAGAACGGAGACUAUCAUCUUCAGCAGAGAAAAGAAUCUGAACACAUAUGAAUGUAUUGUACCUGCCAAUAUUGAGGCUGUCACUGCCAAGAACAAGCAUUGUCUCCUGGAAGCUGGAAUAAGCUGCACAAAGGAUUUAAUCAAAGCCAAGAUAUAUCCUAUUGUUCUCUUUAUCAGAGUCUCAGAGAAAAACAUCAAGAGAUUCAGGAAACUAUUGCCGAAGCCAGAGACUGAAGAUGAGUUUUUACGUAUGUGCCGUCUGAAGGAGAAAGAACUGGAAGCACUGCCAUGUCUUUAUGCCUCUGUAGAGGCAGAUGCAUGGAGCAGUAUUGAAGAUCUUAUCCGAACAAUAAAAGACAGGAUCGGAGAAGAGCAGCGUAAAACCAUCUGGAUAGAUGAAGAUCAGCUAUAAAAAACAAUAAGUAAAAUGGAGCUCUUUGGUGACAAAAGGACAUACCCAGGUGGAGCAGGGGCUCGCAGAAUUCUCUGAUCAGGCGCCCAGCGCUCACUCCUGUUUCACCGUUGCUGGCUGGGGAUUUCCUGCUGGCAGAAUGCAUCUAUGGAAUGGAACUGGAGCUGUGUUGAAUAGCCAAUGUCUCAGAUGCUGGGGACCUAGGAUGUGGGUCAGACCACAGCCACCACCACAACUUCUGACCCACCAGCAUCAUUUAAAGGACAGCAGCUGUUUAACAUGUGAGAAGGACAAAGAUCUUGAGAGGGAGCUUGGGGUAAUUUAUUAUAUUGAAAAUAUGGAUCUCGUUUGGCUCAUUGAAAAUUUCUCAUGAGACAAGAUAAGUGGAAUCUAAGAGGAAUAAGCAUGGGGGUUGGGCGAAGGAUAUGGCAUUUAGAUGUGCCACACACAUACCCGGAGGUGAGAUUCUGACCAUACCCAGUUGAGGAAGCUGAAGGCUUGUUGGUAGCAACAGAAACACUACCGCUGAUGGCCAUAGAAGCUCUGUAGCCCUGUUUUUCCAUGACCAUUUUAAUCAGAAGAGAAGAAAAUAGCUAUUAUUCCUGGCAUUAAUUAAAAUGACAAUUUCCCCCUCCUUUUUUAAACCCAUUUUAUUUAAUGGUUUUGCAGGUUUACUUUGCAGUCCUGGCACUUACAGGAAAAGUGACUCCACUGUCCCAGUGGCACAUCAGAUCUUUCCAGAUCUGAUUUCCAAUGUUUCAUUUAGUUUAUCCCUGCCUCUGCAUUGUAAUCGUUUGUACAUCUCUCAAUUUUUAACAUUUUUUUAUUCUUGUGGAAAAUACCACAGUGCCUUCUCCAGACAACAGGUUUCUCUGUUUCUCCACUGAAAUCUGUUUUUCUCUACAACAUCAUCACCUGCCAACAUACCUGCUUGCAACAGGAGGGACUGCUCUGAGAAGAAGAAAAUGAGACUUUCAUAAGCCAGUAAUUGCUGUGAGCCACUCAGUCCUUGACCUCUCUGCCAUGAUUGACAGCAAGCAUCACGCUGUGCUGUGGCCAAGGAGGAUAAUAUUUUCAAAAGUGUAUACAUGACUUAGAAGACCACAUCCCAUUUUCAAAAGCACUUAAGUCCUCAGAGAGUUUAAGUUCCACUGAUAAUGAGUGGGACUUAGAUUCCGAAAUCUCUUCAGUCUUUUAAAAUUUUUCCUCUAUGCAUUAGACACUGUAUUGAGACUGCCAAAUUGAUUCAAUAAAACUGACCAGAAAAUAA